Molecule: messenger RNA, 1192 nt
Organism: Medicago truncatula (barrel medic)
Lineage: Eukaryota; Viridiplantae; Streptophyta; Magnoliopsida; Fabales; Fabaceae
Product: homeobox-leucine zipper protein ATHB-22
Exons: 3
Coding region: 159-857 (232 amino acids)
Biological process (GO): positive regulation of DNA-templated transcription
Cellular component (GO): nucleus
Molecular function (GO): sequence-specific DNA binding; DNA-binding transcription factor activity, RNA polymerase II-specific
Source: RefSeq, a predicted model, not a curated record
CACUGUAUAGUAUAUACUAUUGACUACUGCACCACUCUAAAUCUCUAAUCUUCUUUCCUCACUCUGACUACGUGGUCCAUCCUAACCGAGUGAAAAGCCCAUAAAAGAGACACAUUUAGGGUAAGGAAUUGAAGAGAAGAAAAAAGUGAAAGCCUAAAAUGGAUUGGAAUGAGAGCACAAGACCCUUUGUUCCUCAUACUGAGUCUUCCUUAAGCUUCUUCUACAACUAUAACAACACCCCUUAUUCAGGAAUGGAAAUGAGUCAACCGUCAUUGGGUGAGACACAACAAAGGUUACUUCCAGCUAUGGAUGAAAUGAACAUUGAUGGAAAUAAUUAUAGAGAGAAGAAGAAGAGAUUAACAAGUAACCAGAUUGAUUCACUGGAGAAGAGUUUCCAAGAAGAAAUAAAGCUAGACCCUGAAAGGAAGAUGAAGCUUUCAAGAGAGCUAGGGCUCCAACCUCGCCAAAUUGCUGUUUGGUUCCAAAAUAGGCGUACAAGGUGGAAGGCUAAGCAGCUUGAACACUUGUAUGAUGUUUUGAAACAAGAAUUUGAUGUUGUCUCCAAGGAAAAACAGAAACUUCAAGAAGAGGUUAUGAAGUUGAAGGGAAAGUUAAAAGAGCAAUCAGGUGGUAAUUUUAGGACACAAACAUAUGUUGAAGAAACAGUAGAAAGCACAUCAGAAGGUCUACGUUGUUCUAACAAACCAACAAGUAGUAGCAUUCAACAAGCUGUUCCAGAUCAGGGAUACAAUAACAACAACAACAGUACUACUUUCAUUGUUGAAGAUUUUAAUAACUCAGUUUCAAUGCCUCCUAAUCAAUGUCACUGGCCUGUAUUACCUAAUUAUUAUCCCUAAUCUAUCUACAUUACAAGUCAAAGUAGUUUUAAGUACUCUAUGAGUAGUAGUGAGUGACUCAGUUAAUUUUAGUGUACUAGUAGUUAGGUAUUAAUGGUUUGAGGACUGACAUUAAGAUCCAUUCAGAACUAUAUGAGUUAUGAGUCAUAAUGCAGUAGUGAUUUGAUUCAAGGAAGGGUAAAAGUUAAGUACUAAAGUAGUAGUAGUUUCCAAUUCUUUAGUUAAAGUUUUCUACGUACUCUGCUUUUAGGUAGAAAGAAAAGGACGGUAGUUGUAAUGCACACUAUUUUUUUUACCACGUUGUUUCAGAGAGAAAGAGCAGAGGAUUCAGGACA